AUCGCGCUAAGCCGCACAGCAGACCGGCGAGGCGAUCCGUCAAGUCCGUCAGCCCCGUCCCGUCUAUUCCGCUUCUCCCACCGAAUCUUCGCACCCCGAACCACCCCAGUUGGACCAGCUCAGCCAAUCUCGGCUUCUGCUGCUCGUCGACGGCUCCCCCUUGCUCUGAAGAACCACCAGAAGCAGAAGUCACCGGGCGUCCAUCCCACAGCCUAGAGCCGUCUAACGGCAGCAUCCACGUCAGCAUGGAUCCAGAAGAGCCACCAGAAGCAGGCUCUCCCAGUCUGAGCCCGUCGAGUCAGUCCCCGCGGCAGAAGCAGUCGCCACCAGUCCAAGCCCGGCCCGUCUGUCCCACCGCCUAGUAGAUUCCAUCUCUGCGGCAGUUUCCACGUCAGCAUGGAUCUACGAAGCAACGGUGACUCCGUCGGAGCGCGUCGGAAUCUUAUCCCGAAAAUCGGGACAGCGGGAUGAUGUUGUUUUCGCUGCAAUGCGCGACCAAGCAGACACCGGUGGUUUCGCUUUGCAGUGGCUCGCAGCGCGUGCAGCUCCGAGUCGGGCGCGAAUAAAUAGGCUAAGACGCAGCGCCGCGUCGCCGCGGUCGUCCCCUUCCCCUUUCCCCUUUCCUCUUUCCCCUGCGAGAAGCACCCCUGUUGUAACUGACGAGAGCUAUAAAAGGCUGCUAACUCUCAUUGCUUUCAGUCAGCACUGAUUACGAGCUCCGUCCCUCAGCUCAAGGUUCUGAGCUGGGCCCCUAAGCUCAAGCUGGUCUCAUUGGGGCCUGUUUCUCUCCCACCUCCCGGAUUCGUGCUUUCUCUAAGAAGACAAGUCCCCUUGUCGACGUCGCGAUUCUCUCGCGUCCAACUGCCCAUGGCUCGCUCCCUGAACCUGUCCGCGCUUUUGGCAGCCGCUGCGGCGCUGCUCGUCGCUGCCUCUCUCCUCGCCACUCUCCCCGCCGUGAAUGGCGCUCAGGCCGGCGGUGCCGUGAGCUACAGCAAGAGCGGGCUGGACUGGGAGGGCGUGUGUUCGUCAGGAGAGAGGCAGUCGCCCAUCAACAUAGUGAUGGACGAGGCACGGGUGGUGAGCGAGCCGGAGAAGUUUGCUAUGGACUACGACGAGGCAGCCACCACCGCCACCGUCAUCAACAAGGGCUACACCGUCCAGGUGGUGCCCAACCCCGCCAGCACCUACCGCCUGCACAUCGCCAGCGGCACAUACGAGCUGAGGCAGGUGCACGUGCACGCCUUCUCCGAGCACGCCGUCAACGGGCUCUUCGCCCCCCUGGAGGCGCACCUUGUGCACAUGCAUGUGGACGACCCCUCCAAGCUGGCAGUCGUGGGCGUCAUGUUCCGGCUGCACCGCGACGACCACGCGAGCAAAUGGGUCGACACGUGGUUGCCCAAAACUCCCUCAGAAAUCAAUGCGGAGGCCAGCAUCGACAUUCCGAGGAAUUUCUGGCGGCAGCUGGUGGACGCGUCCAUGGGGUUCUGGCGCUACCCCGGGUCGCUCACCACCCCAGGCUGUGAUGAGCUCGUCGAGUGGCACGUGCUGCGCAAGGCGCAGUUCCUCUCCGUGGCGCAGGCUGCCACGUUCAUGAAUCUGAUGGCUGUGACGAACAAGGAGCGCACCAACAACCGCAUGCCCGAGCCACUCAAUGGCAGGGAGGUCACUUACUACACUACUGUCACGGCGUGAUGUUCCAGUAUCUGACACCUACGCUGUUGCUGGUCUGCUCAAUGGCCGGGAGGUCAUUUACAUGACUUCACUAUAGUCACUGUUAACGUAGAAACGAAUGAUUACUAGAGGUGGAAACCUAUAACAAAUACUAGUUGGUUGUACUCACUAGAAGCAUACCUCAGUCUAGCCUAUAACUUCUACAUAGAUAAUAUGUAUAAGUUGACACACCCCCUAGGCUAGACAAGG
Closterium sp. NIES-67 is the source of this 1920-nucleotide messenger RNA. The record is from the annotation of a GenBank genome assembly. NCBI's taxonomy places the organism in Eukaryota, Viridiplantae, Streptophyta, Zygnematophyceae, Desmidiales, Closteriaceae.